Molecule: messenger RNA, 342 nt
Organism: Cyphellophora attinorum
Lineage: Eukaryota; Fungi; Ascomycota; Eurotiomycetes; Chaetothyriales; Cyphellophoraceae
Product: 37S ribosomal protein MRP2, mitochondrial
Exons: 3
Coding region: 1-342 (113 amino acids)
Biological process (GO): translation
Cellular component (GO): ribosome; mitochondrial small ribosomal subunit
Molecular function (GO): structural constituent of ribosome
Source: RefSeq, a predicted model, not a curated record
AUGUCGCAAUUCCGAGCCAAAAAGCUCGACCUCGGCGGCUUCGUCAACGCCAAAAUCAUCCGCGACCACACCAAGCGGAAAGUCUUCAUGGAGCACGAGCAUGAGAGACAGGCUCUACGAUACAUCGCACGGAACACAUCUCUACCGCAACGAUUACGGACGGUCGCGCAGCUCGAGCUGGCGCAGAUGCACUGUUAUACGAGGCCGUGUCAGAUCAAUAAUCGGUGUGUUAAUGGGGGUGUGAGCAGAAGUGUUAUGAGAGCUUUCAGGAUGGGACGGUACCAAUUCCGAAUCAAUGCUCUGGCUGGGAAUCUGCCGGGUGUGCAGAAGGCUAGUUGGUAG